Molecule: messenger RNA, 974 nt
Organism: Salvia miltiorrhiza (redroot sage)
Lineage: Eukaryota; Viridiplantae; Streptophyta; Magnoliopsida; Lamiales; Lamiaceae
Product: xyloglucan endotransglucosylase/hydrolase protein 9-like
Exons: 3
Coding region: 92-919 (275 amino acids)
Biological process (GO): cell wall biogenesis; xyloglucan metabolic process
Cellular component (GO): apoplast; cell wall
Molecular function (GO): xyloglucan:xyloglucosyl transferase activity; hydrolase activity, hydrolyzing O-glycosyl compounds
Source: RefSeq, a predicted model, not a curated record
GAUAUAAAAUAUUUUUUAUAACACAACACCUUAUAAAUACCCUGAUAAAAUUAGCUACCUCACUCAAACUCAAUCAUUUCCAAUUAAAACGAUGAAUUGCCUUUCCCAAAACAGAAAAUGGAAUUCAUUCACAUUCAUAAACAUAAUUUCCAUAAUAUUUGUGGUUGAGGCUGUGAAUAUUUCAGGUGAUUUGAACGAAGAGUUCGAGGCUGACUGGGCGCCAGAUCACAUCGUCACUCAAGGCGAUCAGAUUUCAUUAUCCCUCGAUUCUUCUACGGGUUGUGGAUUUGAAUCGAAGAAGAAGUAUUUGUUCGGAAAAGCCAGUGCUCAACUGAAACUGGUCCAAGGAGAUUCAGCUGGAACAGUCACUGCUUAUUACAUGUCAUCACAAGGGCCGAAUCACGAUGAGCUAGAUUUCGAAUUUCUUGGAAACGUUUCGGGGGAGCCGUACAUUGUGCAAACAAAUUUGUACAUUAAUGGCAGCGGCAACCGGGAGCAGAGGCAUUACUUGUGGUUUGAUCCCAGCUUGGACUUCCACACCUACUCCUUGUUGUGGAAUCAACGCUCCAUCUUGUUUGUUGUGGAUGAUAUUCCCAUAAGGGAAUAUGUAAACAAGGAGAGGAAAGGCAUAGCGUAUCCGGGAAAACAAGCGAUGGGGAUAUACGGUUCAGUGUGGAACGCGGACGACUGGGCUACGCAAGGAGGGAGGGUGAAGACCAACUGGAGCAACGCUCCAUUCAUCGUCACCUUCCGUUCAUUGGAAAUCGAGGCGUGGCAGUUUUGGUGGGAUAAACCGGUGGUGAAGGAGACAAGGAGAAAGCAGCUCAAGUGGGUUCGUGAUAACUUCUUGGUUUAUGAUUAUUGUCGAGAUGUUGAUAGGUUUUCCCUGCAGGGUUUGCCCAAAGAAUGCCAUGCUUAAUGCUCUUGCUCUUGUGUUUGCAACUCAGCUAUAUAUAUAUAUGGUGUGGAAUCUA